AUGCAGCGCGUUCUCCUCUCGCUUUCGCUGCUCGCCUCGGCCGCCGUUGGUGUUCUUGCCUCGGACGAUCUCAAAAUCGACGUUACCCUUCCUGUAGAAUGCGACCGAAAGACGCAGAAAGGCGAUACAAUCAAUGUUCAUUACCGGGGCACUCUGCAAUCCAAUGGCCAGAAAUUCGAUGCCAGUUACGAUCGCGGAGCCCCCUUCAGCUUUCAAUUGGGCGCUGGCAUGGUCAUCAAGGGUUGGGAUGAGGGCCUGCUCGACAUGUGCAUUGGCGAGAAGCGAACUCUAACGAUCGCUCCGAGCUAUGGCUACGGGGAGCGAGCAGUCGGCCCCAUUCCCGCAGGAUCUACCUUGGUCUUCGAGACGGAGCUGAUGGGCAUAGAGGGUGUGCCCAAGCCUGAGUCGAUCGUUACCAAGUCCGCCACCGACAGCCCUGCUUCUUCGGCGAGCCAGAAGGUUGCCGAGAAGGUCGCUAGUGCGGUGAGCGACGCGGCCGAGGCGGUUAAGACGGUGGUUGCCGACACCGAUGACACGCAAGAACACAAUGAACUAUAA
This is a messenger RNA of Canariomyces notabilis, 558 nucleotides long. RefSeq lists its product as uncharacterized. Gene Ontology annotation, cellular component: endoplasmic reticulum. The coding region runs from base 1 to 558 and encodes 185 amino acids. The transcript is spliced from 4 exons. Gene Ontology annotation, molecular function: peptidyl-prolyl cis-trans isomerase activity. Gene Ontology annotation, biological process: protein peptidyl-prolyl isomerization. Lineage: Eukaryota; Fungi; Ascomycota; Sordariomycetes; Sordariales; Chaetomiaceae. The record is from RefSeq and is a predicted model, not a curated record.